AUGCCCUGCAGCUUUUUUAAUGAACAACAAUCUACUAGUUCUGCAGCUACACCAAAUUGUUCAUUCAUGAUGUUUGAAUUACUAACUGAUGUUACUUUACUAACUACAGAAACCAGUAGUAUGGAUGAGAUUGUUACAUUGUGUAAAGCAGAAUACAAAGGAAAUACAAUAGAAGAAGGCCGCAUUGCUGAAUUUCAACAAACAUAUACGCCAGAAACAUCAAUCACUUGGUACACAAGAGAUUGCUUUGUUUACAGAAUUCUAAAUAAAGCACUUCGAGUACAAAAUAUUGAAGUUUUACUUGCAUUUCGAUUUCUAAUCAAAGAUAUCUACGAACAACUGAAAAAGUUACAGCAGAAUCAGCAUACCAACCUCGUCACAGUUUAUCGUGGUCAAAUUUUACCUAUUGUCGAUUUGCAAAGAAUGCAUCAAAAUAAUGGAGAAAUCAUAUCAAUUCAUAGCUUUUUAUCUACAAGUUAUGAUCGUUGGCAAGCUAUGGGAUUCGUUUUAAGUUCUCCACAAGAUCACAACU
Rotaria sp. Silwood1 is the source of this 532-nucleotide messenger RNA. NCBI's taxonomy places the organism in Eukaryota, Metazoa, Rotifera, Eurotatoria, Philodinida, Philodinidae. The record is from the annotation of a GenBank genome assembly.